AUGGAUAGUGGGUGGCAAAGGAAUGUGUUAGAAAAUGGUGACAAGGAGGAUACAUUUGGAGAUGGUGAUGAGCUAAGAGUGGGGACGGUGGUAGAGAAUGAAAAUGAAGCUUACGAGUUAUACAACACAUAUGCUUUCAAGAAAGGGUUUAGUAUCCGGAAAGGGAAGGUCAGAAGGGAUGCACAGAAUAAGCUACGCCAGCGGGACUACUUUUGUUCAAAAGAAGGGUUUCCAUUAGAUGAGGAGGUGGGGGAAGCGAAAAAAGUGAGGAGAUUGGACACGAGAACCGGUUGUAAGGCGAUGGUUCGGUUCAAUGUUGAAGAUGGGAAAUGGAGGAUUGUGCAGUUCAAUCCGGUUCAUAACCACGAGUUUGCUAAGCCAGAAGAGAGGCAGUUUCUAAGAUCAAGUCGGCAUAUAUCAACUGUUCGUGCAGCUAUCAUUGGUUAUAACUCUUCUAAGGUUGAUGCGAGUGUAAGACCAACCAAAACACUCUCGUACUUGGAGAAAGAAAUGAGCAGUACUGAUAAUGCAGGGUUUGGGUUCACUGAAAAAGGUGUCCAUGAUUGUUUGCACAGGUUGAAGGAAAACAUGAUCGGAGGAGCGGAUGGACAAAGUUUACUUGAUUAUUUGAAGCAUCAGCAACUGGAGGAUUCGAGUUUCUUUUACAGUGUGAAAGUGGAUCAAUAUAACCGUGUCACUAAUUUUUUCUGGAGAGACAGUAGAUCAAGGCUUGACUAUGAUUGCUUUGGAGAUGUUGUACUCUUUGACACCACAUUCCGAACUAAGAAAUACAAUCUAGUUUGUGCUCCAUUCGUGGGGGUUGAUCAUCACUGGAAGAAUGUCCUAUUUGGUUGUGCUUUUCUAUUGGAUGAGAGCACUGAUUCAUUCACUUGGUUGUUUGAAAAUUUUCUGGAAUCUAUGGGAGAUAAACGACCAAAAACCAUUUUUACAGAUGAGGAUAAUGCCAUGGCAAAAGCGAUUGAGGUUAUACUUCCAGGGACACAUCAUCGACUAUGCACAUGGAACAUCUCUAAGAAUGCUUCACAAUAUCUUGCUAGUCACCUUGCUAAUCCUGAGUUCAAGGAGUGCUUCAACAAAUGUUUUCAUGAGUGUGUCGCCGAAGCAGAAUUUGAAGCUACGUGGGAUGAUAUGGUUAAAAAGUUCAACCUUGAGAAUGAUUUGUGGCUGAAAAAGUUAUAUUUACUUAGACAGAAAUGGUCUCCAGCUUUUAGCCCAGACACUUUCACAGCCAAUAUCGGAUGUGACCAGAGGGGUGAGAACAUUGAUACUACUUUCCAUCAAAUUUCUACAACAACAAUGGAUCUCAUUGGGUUGGCACAGCAUUAUGAGAAAAAAACAAAAGUUUUAAGAUUAGCGCAGGCGGAAGAGGAUUUUCGUUGUAAAAAUGGUAUGCCUCGUCUUAGAGUGAACACGGGUAUCUUUAAGCAUGCAGCUGCAGAGUAUACUAUUAAACUGUAUUCAUUCUUUGAAAAUGAGAUUUUAAGUACCUUUGGGGUGAGGAUGAUGGAAGUUGGUAAUGAUGGCUACCAAUAUGUAUAUGAAGCAGUUGAAGAAGGUCAUCAAAGAGUCUACAUAAUUCAAUACAACUCCACUACUUCGACGAUUUGUUGUUCUUGUAAGUUGUUUGAAUCCAUGGGAGUGCUUUGUCGUCAUGCCCUGAAAGUAUUGGAUCUUAAGAACAUCACGAGCAUACCAGCCCAAUACAUAGUGAAGAGAUGGACUCGAGGGGCGAAAAAUCAGAAUGUGAUGAGUAGUGGUUUAUGUGAGCCUUCGUGUGAAAGGGCAAACUCUGCCCAGUCUCUGCGCCUGAGUGAGCUGAUGCAAGAAGGGAACAAUGUUUUCAGUAUAGGCUCAUUGUGUGAUUCUGGAACAAGAAUUGUCAAGCAAAAGUUGGUGGAGGCCAUAAAGUUACUUGAAACUGAUAAGGAAACUACAUCCAUGCUAGGAACUUCGAACAAGUAG
Messenger RNA from Fragaria vesca subsp. vesca, 1983 nucleotides. Its product is annotated as protein FAR1-RELATED SEQUENCE 7-like. Gene Ontology annotation, biological process: regulation of DNA-templated transcription. Bases 1 to 1983 code for a protein of 660 amino acids. Lineage: Eukaryota; Viridiplantae; Streptophyta; Magnoliopsida; Rosales; Rosaceae. The record is from RefSeq and is a predicted model, not a curated record. The transcript has a single exon. Gene Ontology annotation, molecular function: zinc ion binding.